UUGCGCUUAAAUCAUGAACUUGAACCAGACCCCAACAGAAGCAUCUUUGCUUGAGUGACAGUGCCGUGACCAUGAGGAUGCGCAAAUCUUCACAGUCGAAGCCAAUUCCGCUUCUGACAACGAGGCCAGCCGAAGAUGAAGAAGAAGAAGAAGAACCCAGUAGUAGCAGCAAAAGGAAAUUGCAAAUGGUCACCACCUCACCCUUCAAACUCCCUGAUGGUUGGUCCGUUCAAGAAAAGCGCCGUCCCCUUAGCAACAGUUGCAAUCCCGGCCAAAUCGACAGGUAUUACUAUGAGCCUGACACUGGACUGAAGUUUCGUUCGCUGGCAGCUGUUCAGAGAUACCAAACAGAAGGGCAAAUUGAUACACGUACUAUAAGAUCCAAACCAGGCAGUGAAUGCACUAUACAAAAUACGCCGAGCACCAACAGGAACACUUCAUCCUUUUUACUCCCUGAUGAUUGGGAGAUUGAGGAAAAGCGACGUUACAAUUCUGCUGCCGUAGACAAGACUUAUAUUGAGCCAGGGACUGGACAACGGUUCCGUUCUUUAAGAGCUGCUGAGAGAUAUCUAACAGGAGCAAAUGAAUAUACUUCCCUCAAGCCAUUGGUACCUACCAAUAAGUCUAGUCUUUCCCCUGGCUCUGGCCGUCAGAAGAUGAAAAGUUCAGGUGACAUCCAGUACCAGAAGGUUGUUUCUAGUUCUGCGAAGAUAAAUAUUUCUGGUGAGAAUGAUAGACCCUCCAUGCUCAAUUUCGGCAUCCCACCAGCAAAAGUGAACUGGGUCCUCGGAGGUACCGGGGGGAGUAUGUGGAACCCCUUCAUGGAAGAUUCAAAGGUCCCUGAUUCUGUAAAGCAAAAGUGGUCCGAAACUUUUGUAUCGGCCAUUUAUGGUGGAAACAUUAGUGCUCCAAGCUUUUAAGUCAUAACUGUUCUGCAAAGCGGAACUUGUGUAAUAUGUACUGUUUGUGUCUAUUUACCUUAGAUGCUAGCCCAUCCAAAGUUGUGCCAGAUCCUUAACUUUUUAGAGAUUAAUAGAUGUAUGAAUGUUAGCUGGAACUGUGAGGAGGAGGUGGUGAUAUGCAUGUACAAAUCAGUAGUUGGAGCAUAAAAAAACAGUGUACAUUUGAAGUACCAUUUUGGUGAUGAAUGCAAAAUGUUUUGGGUGGACCGA
This is a messenger RNA of Prunus mume (Japanese apricot), 1172 nucleotides long. RefSeq names its product methyl-CpG-binding domain-containing protein 7. Gene Ontology annotation, molecular function: DNA binding. The record is from RefSeq and is a predicted model, not a curated record. Lineage: Eukaryota; Viridiplantae; Streptophyta; Magnoliopsida; Rosales; Rosaceae.